Molecule: messenger RNA, 2101 nt
Organism: Leptonychotes weddellii (Weddell seal)
Lineage: Eukaryota; Metazoa; Chordata; Mammalia; Carnivora; Phocidae
Source: RefSeq, a predicted model, not a curated record
UCGGUGUUGCGAAGGGGACUAGUCCGGCGCAGGACGUGGGGCUGUUGGAGCCCAGCUGGUUCCGGCUGGGAAAAAUGGCGGUGGCUGGGGCGGUGUCCCGGGAGCAGCUGGUGGGCUGGUGCACCCAGCAGUUGCGGAAAACUUUCGGCCUGGAUGUCAGCGAGGAGAUCAUGCAGUAUGUUUUGUCAAUUGAGAGUGCUGAAGAGAUACGAGAAUAUGUUACUGACCUCCUUCAGGGAAAUGAGGACAAAAAAGGUCAAUUCAUAGAGGAGCUUAUAAUGAAAUGGCAAAAGAAUGAUCAGGAGUUGAGUUCUGAUGCUCUGCAACAGUCCUUCAAAAAAGAUGAAAUGUUAGAUGGGCAGAGAUCAGGAGACCAGCUAAAGAGGAGUAGGCGGAAAGGAAGAAAUAGACAGGAAGUUCCUGCAUUUACUGAACCUGACACAACUAGGGAGGUCAAAACACCUUUUGAUUUGGCCAAGGCACAAGAGAACAGCAACUCCUUAAAGAAGAAGACAAAGUUUGUCAGUUUAUACACAAAAGAGGGACAGGACAGGCUUGCCGUCCUGAUCCCUGGUCGCCAUCCUUGUGAUUGCCUGGGCCAGAAACACAAGCUGAUCAAUAACUGUCUGAUCUGUGGGCGCAUUGUCUGUGAACAGGAGGGCUCUGGCCCCUGCUUUUUCUGUGGUACUCUGGUAUGUACUCGUGAAGAACAGGAUAUUUUACAGCGUGACUCAAACAAGAGCCAGAAACUGCUGAAGAAGCUAAUGUCAGGGACGGAGAGUUCUGGAAAAGUGGACAUCUCUACCAAGGACCUUCUUCCUCAUCAAGAAUUGCGAAUUAAGUCUGGUCUGGAGAAGGCUAUUAAGCAUAAAGACAAACUGUUAGAAUUUGACAGAACUAGCAUUCGAAGGACCCAAGUCAUUGAUGAUGAGUCAGAUUACUUUGCCAGUGAUUCUAACCAGUGGUUGUCUAAAAUUGAACGGGAGACCCUGCAAAAGCGAGAGGAGGAGCUGAGAGAAUUUCGACAUAUGUCUCGGCUCUCUAAGAAAAUCACCAUUGACUUUGCAGGCAGGAAGAUCGUGGAAGAUGAAAAUUCACUAGCAGAGUAUCACAGCAAACUAGAUGAAACAAUUCAGGCAAUUGCCAAUGGAACCUUGAACCAACCACUGACCAAAUUGGAUAGAUCUUCUGAUGAGCCUUUGGGAGUUCUGGUGAAUCCCAACCUGUACCAGUCCCCUCCCCAGGGACAAGUUCAUUUCAGGUGGAUAGACCAGACAGGUGCAGCCUCACAGAAGAAGACUUUCCAUUCAGCAGGAUUGGAACUAGAAUUCAGCUCCUAUCGGCACCAGCUGCGAAUCCAGGACCAAGAAUUUCAGGAAGGCUUUGAUGGUGGCUGGUGCCUCUCUAUGCAUCAGCCCUGGGCUUCUCUGCUUGUCAGAGGGAUCAAAAGGGUGGAGGGCAGAAGCUGGUACACUCCUCACAGAGGACGACUUUGGAUAGCAGCCACAGCCAAAAGACCCUCCCCUCAAGAAGUCUCAGAACUCCAGACUACAUAUCGUGUUCUUCGUGGGAAAGAUGUGGAAUUUCCCAAUGACUAUCCAUCAGGUUGUCUUCUGGGCUGUGUGGACCUCAUUGACUGCUUGUCCCAGAAGCAGUUUAAGGAUCAGUAUCCAGACAUGAGUCAAGAAUCUGAUUCUCCAUUUGUUUUCAUCUGCACAAAUCCCCAGGAAAUGAUUGUGAAGUUUCCUAUUAAAGGAAAUCCAAAAAUCUGGAAACUGGAUUCCAAGAUCCAUCAAGGAGCAAAGAAGGGGUUAAUGAAGCAGAAUAAAGCUGUCUGACCCAGGAGAAAAGGAACUAUACAGCAUAGUGGAGUUUUGUGUACUAAAAUUGCUAUCCACUGGUCCUUUGGAAUGGAAGCAUUAGAAAUCUAAAGGCUUGGCAUCAGGCUUGAAUCUCUCAGAAUUUAAACUCUUACCUAAAUCUGUAUAUUUUUUUUUUUCCUAAAUCUGUAUAUUUUUCUUGAAGAGUAGGAUUCUUACUUUCUGUAGUAGGUCAAAAUCUUUGAAUACAUUAUUUAUAAAAUGCUAUUUUAAAAAUUCUA